ACUGUUCUUACCAAAACUCUUUCUGUUCUGCGUCAUCACCAUCCCGUUGAACAUGGCGCGCGCGCUCCUCAUCCUCGGUGCCAUCCUCGGCCUGCUCACCAGCCUAAUGUACAUGAUCGAGCCCUACCUAUCACAACUCUACAUCUUCACCCCCCAGGAACUACACCAACUCUCCAAAGACGCCCUGUCAGUCCACGGAAACGACACUGCCUCCGUCGUCUCCUACAUCGUCUCCGCCCUCUCCAAGAACCACCCGGAUCACGUGAACCUGGACGAAGAAUGGAUCUUCAACAACGCCGGCGGCGCAAUGGGCGCAAUGUACAUCAUCCACGCCUCCGUCACCGAGUACCUGAUCAUCUUUGGAACUGCGAUUGGGACUGAGGGGCAUACGGGACGCCAUACUGCUGACGACUAUUUUCAUAUCUUGAAGGGCGAGCAGCUUGCGUAUGCGCCUGGUAAGGGUGUGUAUGAGCCGGAAGUUUACCCUCAGGGGAGUGUGCAUCAUUUGAGGAGAGGCGAUGUUAAGCAGUAUAAGAUGGAUAAGGAUUGCUUUGCGUUGGAGUAUGCUAGGGGAUGGAUUCCGCCGAUGUUGUUCUUUGGUUACGCAGACAGUAAGUUUUCAAUGCAGUUUGUCGGUUCUGAUGGCGAUACUGAUGCUUUUCAGCUUUCUUCAGUACCUUGGACUUCCCGACGUUGUGGCGGACCACGUUUGUUACUGGACGCGAGAUGAUUGGGAAUCUGCUCAAGGGGAAGUUGUGAGCACCCUGUCACAAAGCCGGACGAUUUCCUGUACGAUAUUGGUUCCGUCUCUCUUUUUAAACCACAGCGCUCGAGUGGUUG
This is a messenger RNA of Macroventuria anomochaeta, 840 nucleotides long. Its product is annotated as ERG2 and sigma1 receptor-like protein. The record is from RefSeq and is a predicted model, not a curated record. Gene Ontology annotation, cellular component: endoplasmic reticulum. NCBI's taxonomy places the organism in Eukaryota, Fungi, Ascomycota, Dothideomycetes, Pleosporales, Didymellaceae. The transcript has a single exon. Bases 53 to 730 code for a protein of 225 amino acids. Gene Ontology annotation, biological process: ergosterol biosynthetic process.